AUGAACAAUAAUCACGAUCAGAUGAAUCGGCACUAUGAGAAGAUCCUUCCAGAGUGUUGGCCAUGUUAUGAUAGAGAACUGAGAAAUUGGCCCAAGUAUUCCAUGCAAGGCAACGCUGACAAAGGUGAACACGAUUUGGUCAUAUCAAGUGUUUCUCGAGAAGACGCCGGAAAUUUUGAAUGCCAAGUCUCACCAACAGCAAAUCAGCCUUUACUACGCAGGAGCACUAACCUUUCUGUACUUGUGGUGCCCUCAAGGCCCAUCAUAAUGGCGCCUCCGGGUGAGCCGCAGCCGACGAAGAACGGUCAGCUGGUGAUAUCGCGGCCGGGAUUUUCUGUAGAGGACAACAUUAACGAUCUCUCCAGUGCCGACGACAAGCUGCGGUUGAUUUGUCAGGCUAAGGGGGGUGUGCCGGCGCCCGAUUUCGAGUGGUUCCACAACGGGCUGCCAAUGCGCACCAGCUAUGUUGGUGGCGGUGGUAACGACGUCUUUUCUACUCCCGUGGCGGAUGGAGGAGCUGAAGGAGAGGCCGUGUUGGUCAUCCCCAAGGCCAACCUAAUCACCGGCGAUCGACUUACUUGUCUGGUCACCAACAAGGCUACUCAACGUGCUGGAAACUUAGGGCAACAAAAACUGCUCGCCGAGAUCAUUGUCACGGUGCAGACGCCGCCAGGGGCUCCUGUCAUUCUCUCUUCGGAGGAAAGCAUUGUUGACUCCAUAAUUGCUAACGAAGGUGACACAGUGAAUCUCAUGUGUCAAUCAAAACCACCAGGGUCACCUCCGGGUGAAUUGAUUUGGCGUUGGGAUCAGUCACCAAGCCCAUUCCAAACGGAUUCCUCUGCAUCCUCAUCUCUUUCGUCAACAGUCACUGAGCUGAACAAAUUGCCCAGUCUCCAGCAAUUUUCACGACACACCUCCGAUGGAAAUCAACUGGAAAGCCAUCUCUCCCUGCCAGAUGUAAAGCGAGCCCAAAAUGGCCUUUCCAUAGUAUGCGUUACGCGGCACAAGCUGGGAAUGGAGCAAAAAGCAAAAAUCCUGCUCAACGUUAAGUAUGCCUUCUCUGGUGUUUGCAUUUACAAGAAUGAAAUGAGUAACACCAGACUACCCGGACCUAAGAGUUCAGACAAUAAGGAGGAGUGUUCAGCCCAACUCCUAUCAUCCUCGCAAUUUCCACGCACCCUGUAUGUGCGUCCGGAGCGGAAGCAGAUCUUUUCGUGUUCUACGACUCCCUUCUAUGGUCAAGCAACGAUCAAGUGGUUCGGCGCAUUGACAAUUAAUGCUGCCGAGUGGUACGAUCUCACUAACUUGACCUCCAUCGCAGAGUUGAAACGCGGGGGCGCCAAUGGUGCUAGCUACAUCAAGACGGUAUCGCUCCGAUUACCACCUGCAAACUCUAUGAGACUCGGUGCCCUCCAAUGCCGGGGCUAUUCCUCUGCUGAUGUGGAUUUCAAUACACACACCAACAUCGUGGAUCAAGUCGUACUAAAACCAUAUGGAGAUAGUGGUAGUACAUGA
Echinococcus granulosus is the source of this 1515-nucleotide messenger RNA. RefSeq names its product Kin of IRRE-like protein 2. The record is from RefSeq and is a predicted model, not a curated record. The coding region runs from base 1 to 1515 and encodes 504 amino acids. NCBI's taxonomy places the organism in Eukaryota, Metazoa, Platyhelminthes, Cestoda, Cyclophyllidea, Taeniidae. The transcript has 6 exons. Gene Ontology annotation, molecular function: cell adhesion molecule binding. Gene Ontology annotation, biological process: cell-cell adhesion. Gene Ontology annotation, cellular component: cell-cell junction.